GUAGUGAGUAGUAGCAGAGUUCAUCAUGGAUAAAAGAAUCCUUUGCUGGAUAUGUCUGCUGGCAUAUUUUCACACAUCCUCAGCACAAACAGCCACAGCUGCAGCACCAGCAACCACAAGUACUGCAGCACCGACGACCACAACUACUGCUGCACCGACGACCACAACUACUGCUGCACCGACGACCACAACUACUGCUGCACCGACGACCACAACUACUGCUGCACCGACGACCACAACUACUGCAGCACCGACGACCACAAGUACUGCAGCACCGACGACCACAAGUACUGCUGCACCGACGACCACAAGUACUGCAGCACCGACGACCACAAGUACUGCAGCACCGACGACCACAACUACUGCAGCACCGACGACCACAAGUACUGCUGCACCGACGACCACAAGUACUGCAGCACCGACGACCACAAGUACUGCUGCACCGACGACCACAAGUACUGCUGCACCGACGACCACAACAGCUGCAGCACCGACGACCACAAGUGCUGCAGCACCGACGACCACAAGUGCUGCUGCACCGACGACCACAAGUGCUGCUGCACCGACGACCACAAGUGCUGCUGCACCGACGACCACAAGUGCUGCUGCACCGACGACCACAACUGCUGCAGCACCGACGACCACAACUGCUGCUGCACCGACGACCACAAGUGCUGCUGCACCGACGACCACAAGCACUGCUGCACCGACGACCACAAGCACUGCAGCACCGACGACCACAAGCACUGCUGCACCGACGACCACAAGCACUGCUGCACCGACGACCACAAGCACUGCUGCACCGACGACCACAAGCACUGCUGCACCGACGACCACAAGCACUGCUGCACCGACGACCACAAGCACUGCUGCACCGACGACCACAAGCACUGCAGCACCGACGACCACAAGCACUGCAGCACCGACGACCACAACUACUGCAGCAACGACGACCACAAGCACUGCAGCACCGACGACCACAAGCACUGCAGCACCGACGACCACAAGCACUGCUGCACCGACGACCACAACUACUGCAGCACCGACGACCACAACUACUGCAGCACCGACGACCACAACUACUGCAGCACCGACGACCACAAGUACUGCAGCACCGACGACCACAACUACUGCUGCACCGACGACCACAACUACUGCAGCAACAAUCACAACUGUAGCACCAACCACUACAACUGCAGCAACAACAAUCGCAACUACUGCACCGACGACCACAACAGCAGCACCGACGACCACAACUACUGCAGCACCGACGACCACAAGUACUGCUGCACCGACGACCACAAGUACUGCUGCACCGACGACCACAAGUACUGCUGCACCGACGACCACAAGUACUGCAGCACCGACGACCACAAGUACUGCAGCACCGACGACCACAAGUACUGCAGCACCGACGACCACAACUACUGCUGCACCGACGACCACAACUAGUACAGCACCGACGACCACAACUACUGCAGCAACGAUGACCACAACUACUGCAGCAACAAUCACAACUGUAGCACCAACCACUACAACUGCAGCAACAACAAUCGCAACUACUGCACCAACGACCACAA
Oreochromis aureus is the source of this 1580-nucleotide messenger RNA. RefSeq names its product prestalk protein-like. Bases 52 to 1452 code for a protein of 466 amino acids. Lineage: Eukaryota; Metazoa; Chordata; Actinopteri; Cichliformes; Cichlidae. The transcript is spliced from 2 exons. The record is from RefSeq and is a predicted model, not a curated record.